Messenger RNA from Ilex paraguariensis (yerba mate), 2095 nucleotides. The record is from the annotation of a GenBank genome assembly. Lineage: Eukaryota; Viridiplantae; Streptophyta; Magnoliopsida; Aquifoliales; Aquifoliaceae.
CCUCCCACCAAAGGAAGAUCCUCCAAAAUAUUCUCUCUCUCUCUCUCUCUCUCUCUCCACUCUAAACAAUUUUUGGAAUCCAAUUCUAUUUAAUUCACACGCAUUGUAUCAAUCAAUAAAUGUACAGAUCUGGGCAUUUUUUGGUGUACUUGAUGGUUUGAGGAUUUGACAAGGUUAAUGAGUAUGUCUGGGCCAGGUCAGGCCGUGGAGGAUGUGAAUUCUCCGGCGAAGGCAGCCGAGGACCACAGGCCGAACCGGCCCGGUUGUUGUAAUCCGGUGAAGAAGCCGGGACCGGUGUCGAUGGAUCAUGUAUUGGCAGCAUUGAGAGAAACAAAGGAAGAGAGAGAUUCAAGAAUUAGGAGUUUAUUCAAUUUUUUUGACAGGGCUAAUGUGGGUUAUUUGGAUUAUGGGCAAAUCGAGACGGGUUUGUCUGCGCUGCAAAUUCCGGCGGAGUAUAAGUAUGCGAAGGAGUUGUUGAGCGUUUGCGAUGCUGAUAAGGAUGGGAGGGUGGAUUAUCAGGAGUUUAGGAGGUAUAUGGAUGAUAAGGAGCUUGAGCUUUAUAGGAUUUUUCAGGCUAUUGAUGUCGAGCAUAAUGGGUGCAUUUUACCUGAGGAGCUUUGGGAUGCACUUGUUAAGGAUGGGAUUGAAAUUGAUGAUGAUGAACUUGCUCGUUUUGUGGAGCAUGUUGAUAAGGAUAAUAAUGGAAUUAUAACUUUUGAAGAAUGGAGAGAUUUUCUUUUCCUCUAUCCCCACGAGGCAACUAUUGAAAACAUCUACCAGUAUUGGGAAAGGAUAUAUCUUGUAGAUAUCGGCGAACAGGCUGUCAUUCCUGAAGGCAUCAGUAAGCAUGUUCAUGGUACCAAAUAUUUGAUUGCAGGAGCAGUGGCAGGAGCUGCUUCUCGUACUGCAACUGCUCCUCUCGACCGCCUUAAGGUGAUUUUACAGGUUGAGACCGCACGUACUUCUAUUAUUCCCGCUGUUAAGAAGAUAUGGAAAGAAGGUGGUUUCUUGGGGUUUUUCCGAGGUAAUGGGUUAAACGUUAUGAAGGUUGCCCCUGAAAGCGCCAUCAAAUUUUACACUUAUGAAACGUUGAAGAAGGUUAUUGGAGACGCUAAAGGGGAAGACAAGGCUGAUAUAGGAACUUCAGGGCGGCUUAUUGCUGGUGGUGUGGCUGGUGCAGUGGCACAAACUGCUAUUUAUCCAAUGGAUCUUGUAAAAACCCGGUUACAGACUUAUGCUUGUGAAGGUGGGAAGGUUCCGAGCUUGGGAAAACUAUCAAAAGAUAUAUGGGUUCAGGAAGGACCUCGGGCCUUUUAUAGAGGCAUUGUUCCAUCUCUUCUUGGAAUUAUUCCUUAUGCUGGCAUCGACUUAGCAGCCUACGAGACCCUGAAAGAUCUUUCAAAGAUAUAUAUUCUACAUGAUGGUGAACCUGGACCUCUUGUGCAACUAGGUUGUGGGACGAUAUCCGGAGCUCUUGGAGCAACAUGUGUUUAUCCAUUGCAGGUCAUCAGAACAAGAAUGCAAGCUCAACAUUCUAAUACAUCUGCUCCUUACCAAGGAAUGUCUGAUGUAAUUCGAAGAACUGUUCAGCAUGAAGGUUUUAGAGGUUUUUACAAAGGACUUCUCCCAAAUCUUCUCAAAGUAGUACCAGCAGCAAGCAUUACAUAUCUGGUAUAUGAAACCAUGACAAAGAGUCUAGAUCUUGGUUAGGUGAGCUGUGGUCAUGCUGGAUGGCUUCUACUCAUUUGGAAGUCGGAAAUUGGUAAUGCAUCUGACGAUGAUAAGAACAAUAAGAUUACUUUUAUUAGAGGUGGAGGGUAAUUUCCUUUGGGAUAGCCACAGGGUUUUGUGCUGAAGAAAUUGCUUCUCAGGCCUCCGUGACUAAUUACACUGAAAAAUGAGGAUAGUCUUCAAUUGACAUUUGCCUGUUUAACGCUAGGUAUGAUACAUUACACUUUUGCCACAUCUCUAAAAUGAGUAUAAAAGGAGUAGACCUUGCCAUUUUUGUCAUAUUGAUGAUACAAAGAAAUGUCAAACUUUAUUUCCUUGUAACCGUUUUUGGUGGACAAAAUGUUGCAAGCAAGUUUUAUUAUAU